Molecule: messenger RNA, 1402 nt
Organism: Saccoglossus kowalevskii
Lineage: Eukaryota; Metazoa; Hemichordata; Enteropneusta; Harrimaniidae
Product: carboxypeptidase B-like
Biological process (GO): proteolysis
Molecular function (GO): metallocarboxypeptidase activity; zinc ion binding
Source: RefSeq, a predicted model, not a curated record
GACUCGUACUUCACCACGAUGAAAUUCGCCGCUGUGCUUCUUCUGGUUGCCUAUGCAGCUGCAUACGUGCGUUACGAUGGAUACCAAGUUAUUCGAGUGAUUCCAAAGAAUGUGAAUGAACUUGAACUUCUUAUGCAAAUUCACAAUGACAACUUGGAUAAGCUAAGCUUUUGGAAGGAACCAAGAAUGGUCGGACGAUUUGUGGACAUCAUGACAACGCCUGACUUUGCCGAUGAUCUCAAGAGCUUGAUUCUUAUGAAUGGAAUGGAGUUCACCAUAAACGUUGAAAACAUACAGGAUCAGAUCGAUCAAGAACGAGAGGCAAUGAGUUCAAGACCUGGGAUCGACGUGGAAGGGUUCAAUUACGAAAUUUACCACACAUAUGACGAGAUUAAUCAAUGGGUGGACGAAUUCGUUGCCACUUACCCAACCAUAUCAUCUGUCUUCACUAUAGGUAGUUCUUACGAGGGCCGCCCACUGCGUGGAGUCAAGAUCGGGACAUCGACAGCAACUGUGUCAUCUUUGUUUCUAGAAGGUGGGAUCCACGCUCGCGAGUGGAUAUCGCCGGCUACCAUGCUGUACAUGACUCAACUGUUUGCCGAUGGUUAUGGUGUCGAUCAAAAAACUACUGAACUAGUGGACAAAUUGAACUGGUAUAUGUUGCCUGUGUUGAAUGCAGAUGGAUAUGCACAUACCCACGAUGUCAAUGGUGAUCGUAUGUGGCGUAAAACUCGAUCACCCAAUGAUGGUUCCACGUGCAUCGGCACAGAUGGGAACAGGAAUUUCGACUACAUGUGGGGAGGCGAGGGAUCAUCUGGCAUUCCAUGUGCGAGUACGUACAGGGGUAGUCAUCCACACUCGGAGAUUGAAAUAGACUCUGUUACCAAGUUUAUUCUGCAAGAUCCAAGCUUCAAAGCCUUCGUCGACUUCCACUCGUACGGACAGAUAUGGAUGUGUCCAUGGGGCUACACAUUUGACUCAACAGAGCACCUUGAGUAUCAGAAUACUUCGAACAAACGCUGCGUUGAGGCCUUGACGGCUGUACAUGGUACAGAAUAUGUAUACGGACAAUCUGCUACAAUGUAUCUCACGUCUGGAGGCAGCGAAGAUUGGGGUUACGGCUCAGCUGGUAUAGUUCUGACUCACGUAGUUGAACUGCGAGGGGAUAGUUUCAUUUUACCUGCAGAAGAAAUCAUUCCAAGUGGUGAAGAAACCUUCGCUGCAAUCAGAGCAUUGGGAGAUACUGUAUUAGAAAGCGAAACGUUGCCGGAAGCGAACAUACGCAUGACUUAAUAGUGAACAUCACACACAUUUUUGAAUUGAUUUCUUUUUCGUGAAUGGAUAAAUAAAUACAUCACGUGGGUUGUUUAAUAUGUGUUGAUUAUUAUUCUCACGUAAACUG